AACAUUUUAUUAAAAGAAAAAAAAAAAUAGAAUAACGACUAGUCGUUUUAUAGCCAUUAGUCCACUCCAUAGGUUGAUGCCCUAACAUCCAACUUCACCUCCAAAUACUCCAAUCCAAUCCAAGACACCUUCCCAACUCACCAAAAAUGGCGUGCACUACUGCCACGGGCUGCCAAUCUACCUGCUACAAAAACGAAGAAGAUGAUCACCAACCAACACCAACACCUUUGACCAGUUCGACUAAAUCACCCCAACCCAAUCCAAUCCCAAACGGUAAUCACCAUGGUCUCUGCCUCAAGUGCAAGGCAAACCACCCUAUAUCAUCAGCAUCCUCUGGCUCUGGCGAUGACGUCAGGUUCUGUGGUGACUGCUUUAGAAGCAAUCUGUAUGGGAAGUUUCGGCUGGCUGUCACUUCCAAUGCCAUGAUUUCGCCCACUGAUAAGGUCCUUGUUGCUUUCUCCGGCGGCACUUCUUCCAGGGUUGCUUUACAGUUUGUACAUGAGUUGCAAUACAAAGCACAACUGAAUUUUGAAGCAAGUAGGGAUAGAUCGUUGCCAGUCUUCGGUGUGGGAGUUGCUUUUAUUGAUGAAAGUGUUGCUUGUUCUGUUCCUUCUUAUGAAGUUAUUGAAGGAAUCGAAGAUAUCAGACAGAUUGUGUCAAGCUUAGCUCCUCCAACUAAAGAGUUACUAGUUUUCCCAAUUGAAAGUCUGUUCUCGUCCACAUCAACUGACGGAAAGGAUCAACUGAAUAGAUUGUUAGAUGGUGUUACUGAUGCCACUGGUAAAGAAGAUCUUUUGAUUCAUCUUAGGAUGUUGUCCUUACAAAAGAUUGCUGCUGAAAAUGGAUACAACAGACUUGUGCUAGGUUCAUGUACAUCAAGGAUAGCUUCCCAUGUUCUUUCAGCCACAGUCAAGGGGAAGGGAUAUUCCUUACCAGCAGAUAUUCAGUAUGUUGAUGCAAGGUGGAAUGUCCCUGUAGUGCUUCCACUUCGAGAUUGUCUAUCAGAAGAGCUUAACAUGCUUUGUGACCUUGAUGGCCUAAAGACUAUCGAGCUGAUUAAAAGUCCUUGCGCUGGAAUCAAUAGCCUGGUCUCAUCAUUCGUUAAGUUGUUACAGGAGGAAAAUCCUUCUCGGCAAAGCACAAUCGUCAGAACAGCAGGAAAGCUUACUCCAUUUGAUUUCAACAGGAUUCCCGAGAUCAUCGACACUAAUGUUCCAUUGGCCACUCGAAGGCGUCAGAAGAGAUAUAAUCUUAAGCCUAAUGAAUCAAUUUCUACAGAAUCAUUCUGUCCUAUCUGCAAUAGCCCUCUGAGUAAAUCUGAGGUUCUAAGCUCAACAUCUGUGGAAGACUCCCACAAAGAUUCUCAUCUCUUUCGUGUUGAAUGCUGCUCGAGUUGUCAGUUUCAGAUUCUUCCUAAAGAUCCCAUAUCAGUGGACAACUUCUACAUGUUGUUACCACAGCCAUUAGUUUCGAAAGCCAAGCAUAGCAAAUCUGACAAUCUCAGUAUUCUAAGGGAACAAAUAGAAGAUUGCUUACUUUCAGACAGUGAGGAUGAAACAUAAUAUUAUCACUUCUUAAGCAGCAUUAAAGUAUUGAUCUAAAUCAAUGUAGCUUUUUGAAAAAAUAUUUGAGGAGUAACAUAACAUGUUCAAAUACUAAGAGCAACACUUGCAUUUACAUUCCAAUGUUUCAAUUCAGAUAAAGCACAAAGUAUCAUAUUA
Cannabis sativa is the source of this 1721-nucleotide messenger RNA. Its product is annotated as cytoplasmic tRNA 2-thiolation protein 2. The transcript has 7 exons. Bases 147 to 1562 code for a protein of 471 amino acids. NCBI's taxonomy places the organism in Eukaryota, Viridiplantae, Streptophyta, Magnoliopsida, Rosales, Cannabaceae. Gene Ontology annotation, cellular component: cytosol. Gene Ontology annotation, molecular function: tRNA binding; sulfurtransferase activity. The record is from RefSeq and is a predicted model, not a curated record. Gene Ontology annotation, biological process: tRNA wobble position uridine thiolation.